GAAUCGGCAUGCUUUUGCUGUGGUUUGUUGUUCUCUGGGAGGACCUAGACCCAACCCACGAUAUCCGCCUUCCUACUUCAUGUUUCUACCUACUUCUUUCCGUAGCCAUUUUGGCUCAAGGUAUCUGUGGGCUCGAGUUGCACCGGCGCAGGCUUCCUCGUGGAAGGUCCGCAGGCGUCUCAGCUCGACUUGUUUUCCUCUGCACGUCCAAUGGCACGCGUGUCCGCGAUCCUGCUCGUCCUGGCCUUGGCUGCAGGGGCCGCAGAGGCAGUCACCACCGAGACGACCACCGCGAGUGCAUACAGCGAGUCGUGGGUCUGUGACCAGUGCUGCUGGAACUCAGAGGACGACGAGCCUUUCCUGCACAACCCAGACUACAUGGACUGCAUGUCGAUCUACGGCCACCGCGAGUGGAAGGACGGCCUGUGGAUCCCGGAAGGCGGCGAGUGCCCCACGUGUACGUCUUUUUGUGGUUGCAGGUGGUGCGGGGCAGAUGAGGGAUGCGUCUCAGAACAGAGAUCGACGGAUGCGAACAUCUAUUUCUCGGUACCUGCAUUUGUCGUGUUGUUCCGGGAGAGUCUCGAGGUCGUCUUGGUUUUGGUCAUCAUGCUGCAGUUCCUGAAGAAGAGCCAGGCAAACGGGACCAUCACGGAUGAGCAACACACAACGUUUCGGCGUGAAGUGUACGUUGGAGCCAGUAUUGGGUUUCUUGCGUGCGUUGCGAUGGGUGUGGGCAUACUUGCUCUGAUAUCUUUAGCCCUGAGGGACGUCAAAGGCGAGACACACCUAAUUUUGGAAGGAAUAUUGAUGUUGAUCACUUCGUGCAUCCUGAGCUUCAUGGCAGUGAACUUCUACAAGAUGAUGUAUGCCAAGGAAGCUCACGAAAGAAAGAUGAGCAAGAUCAUGGAGCAGACAUUGGAAGCUAGUACCGCUGCACAGGACGAAGCUGGACGAACGAGCGCCUCCUUUGCCAAGAAACACACGUUCUUCAUGUUUGCAUUCAUGACUGGACUGCGGGAAGGUCUGGAGUCGAUCCUCUUCCUAUCCGCUAUCGUGGUUGAUGCGAAGGACCUGUCCUCGCUUCCAAUUCCCAUCAUCAGUGCGAUCAUCCUGGCCAGGAUCGUGGGCUGGUGCUUCUUCACAGGGACACAGAGGAUGCCUGUGACUCUGUUCAUGAAGUUCUCUGCGGUACUCCUGCUGUUCAUUGCCGCCGGAUUCUUCUCCUCGGCCACGCACAAUUUCCAGGAGCUCGGCGUGUUCGGUACGUGGAUCCCGAGAGCGGAGCGCCCGUGGCAGAACUCGAGGGUUUUCGACGCCAGGGAGUGUUGCGACGACAUGGGGAACAAGUUCUGGGUGUUCAUGCGAGCCAUGUUCGGCUGGCAGGACCAGCCGACCCCCCUGGAGUUCUUCGCGUACGGCCUCUACUGGGUGCUCGCUCUCGUCCUGGGCGGCCUGCUGCUCCAGAGGGCGAAGAGGCAGCUCGAGAGGAUGAAGGAGUCCUGGCGCCAGGCCGACGAGCAGCAGGCCAGAGAUGCCGAGACAAACGGCGCAGCCCGGCAGAGCACAGCGCCGCCCCAGUAGAACCCAUCCAGCACGUCGCCGCGCGUCGUGAUGCAUCUCUGGAGGAGGAGGUGGAGGAGGUGGUGGAGGAGGAGGACGAGGUGUGCGCCGGCUUCUGCCGCCUGCCUCGCCGGUGCCCGGUGGGGUCGGCGAGUGCGGCGCAGCGCCGUGCGUGGUGGCAGGCCCGUGGGGUGCUCCUCUGGCGGCAUGCUUCGCGUGAGUCAGGCGCCCCCUCGCCGACCCUGCCCCUCCCCGAGCCCGUGGCAGGCAGCGCGCGGAGCGAGGCAGUCUUGAGUCUGCACCUCUCGGCACGCGAGAGGUUGCACGCUGGCCUCGCCGAGGCCUAGGUUGCGCAGUCAGAUGCAGCCUGGCCCAGAUCGCAGCCUAGAGCUGCAAAGGAUGCCGGCUGUGGACUCGCAGCCCAGAUUUGUACAGUCAGCUGGCGUGCGCACUGCCAUCGUGACGCUUGCGCACGCCCCGCCAGGGAGCGUUGAAUUUGCGAAACUUGCGCAUGCAGGCCGAACGCACCACCUGUGAGAUUUGCGCACGCCCCGCCAGUGGAGCGCAGAAUUCGUGAAGAUUGUAUAGGCCAGACGCGGCCUCCCUAAGAUUUGUACAUGCUCCGCCAGGGAGCGCUGAAAAUUCGUUUACGCACGGGCGAAGAGGCGCAGAGCCCGCCUCUGCGCCGCUGCCGCUGCCGGCGGGAGGGGGGAAGCUCGGGGAGA
Messenger RNA from Prorocentrum cordatum, 2285 nucleotides. Lineage: Eukaryota; Dinophyceae; Prorocentrales; Prorocentraceae. The record is from the annotation of a GenBank genome assembly.